This is a messenger RNA of Zingiber officinale, 1044 nucleotides long. RefSeq names its product pre-rRNA-processing protein TSR2-like. Gene Ontology annotation, cellular component: nucleus. The transcript has 5 exons. The coding region runs from base 229 to 828 and encodes 199 amino acids. Gene Ontology annotation, biological process: maturation of SSU-rRNA from tricistronic rRNA transcript (SSU-rRNA, 5.8S rRNA, LSU-rRNA). The record is from RefSeq and is a predicted model, not a curated record. NCBI's taxonomy places the organism in Eukaryota, Viridiplantae, Streptophyta, Magnoliopsida, Zingiberales, Zingiberaceae.
ACUCCUCGACCUCUCGCCAACGAUUUCCGCCGAUCUCCUCCUCGACCUCUCGCCGACGAGUUCAGCCGAUCUCCUCCUCAACUCGUCGAUUCCGCUCCACAUCCCUUCGCCUCUCCACCUCCCCAUUUUCUUCAUUGUCUCGGCGCUUACCUUCCUUCGUCGAUCUUCUCCUUCCGCCUCUAAAUUUUUCGCUGUUCAGAGAAAAGAGUGGUCUAAUUGGUCUCUUUAAUGGACUCUGUUGGGAGUGGAUGGCGGUCCGAAGAGGAAACUCAUGUGGUUCUCUCUCCACAAUCAUUGUCUCUUUUUGGUGAAGGAAUAUCACUGGUGUUCUCUCGCUGGACAGCGCUCCAGAUGGCAGUGGAAAACGCAUGGGGUGGGCGAGAUUCACGACACAAGUCUGAAGAGCUCACCUCCACUAUCCUCACCUGGUUCUCCCAGUCUAAAGGUUCACUCUAUAUUGAUGAUUUGGAAAAUAUGCUCGAAGAGAAUAUGUUGAGUUUAUUCAAUACAGAGAUUGAUGAUGGUAGCAUCGAAGAGGUUGCUGAAGAAUUGAUGAUCAUGCAUGAAGACUUUCUCAAGGGAAAUUUUGAAUCAAUUGAAAAGCUGAGGAGGUCAGGACCGGUAAUUAGCUCAGUAGCUCAGAGCAAACAGAUAGGUAACCAUGAUAGCGAAGAUGAGAGCUCAGACGAUGAGGUCUCAGAAAUGAUUGUCGAUGAACCCAAAGUGAGUGAAAUGGUCGCGGAAUCACCAAAACCCGAACAAGUUCCCGACGAGGAUGGAUGGUCCACAGUUACUUCCAAACGAAAUAAGGGUAAGAAAUGUCGAUAAGAGCCAGCCAACAAUGAAUGUAUUUAUCAAACAGAGGCCAGGCAUCAGAUGCUGUCGGCAGGACCCCAAUUUUUGUUGCACGUUUUGCUGUUCUUAUUCUCAGAAGAGAGAACCUUAGCAAUUAGCCAGAAUGCCAUUAAGUGCUUGUGUAUUUAAUUGGACUAGUUGUAAUUGUUUGGUUUAAUCACAUUUGCUUACGGGAAUUCGAAUGAUCAA